Messenger RNA from Parus major (Great Tit), 1225 nucleotides. Its product is annotated as glycine N-acyltransferase-like protein 3. The transcript is spliced from 5 exons. Bases 95 to 928 code for a protein of 277 amino acids. Lineage: Eukaryota; Metazoa; Chordata; Aves; Passeriformes; Paridae. Gene Ontology annotation, molecular function: glycine N-acyltransferase activity. Gene Ontology annotation, cellular component: mitochondrion. The record is from RefSeq and is a predicted model, not a curated record.
GGGUGCUCAACUGGGACACUCUGAGAUAUUGCCCCAGUGCCACCAGCUCCCCACAGAUCCUCAGAUUCACCGCCUGCCCCACGGUCACGAAGCCAUGCUGAUCCUGAGGUGCCCAGCCCAGCUGCAGCUCCUGGAGGAGACCCUGCGGAAGAGCCUGCCCACCACCCUGCCGGUCCUGGGGACUGUGAUGACGGUGGCCAGGGGGAACCCAGCCUCCCACGAGGUGCUGGUGGACUCCUGGCCCAAUUUCGGCAUUGUCCUGACCCGCCUGCGCCCAGAGGAACACAGGGACCCCAUGGACUACUACACCAACCAGCUCUCUGUGUUCUACCGGGACAAGGGAGCCCUGCAGGCACUGCUGGAGGGCACUGAGGCGGUGACCCGGGAAAGAGCCUUCCAGAUUCUGGGGAUGCAGGACGAGCUGGACGAGGCUGUGCAGGAGGUGGCCAGUGCCAGGGGACUGAAGGUGGAGACGAUCCGGUACAGGGCACUGAUGAGCCCCAAGCCCCCACAACCCCGCAGGCAGAUGCCCCCAGGCCUGCGCCUGGCAGCCGUGUCCCCAUCCCACAUCCCUCUGCUCAACGCCACGUGGGCCCUGGGGGGCAAUGCCCGCAGCCGGGCGUUCCUGCUGGGGCUGGUGCGGACGCUGCCCUCCGCCUGCCUGCUGGACCGGUGCGGCCGCCCGGUGUCCUGGAGCCUGCUGGACGGGCAGGGCUGCAUGCGCCACGGCUACACCGUGCCCGCCUGGCGAGGGCAAGGCCUCACCGGGCUCGCAGUGGCCGUGCUGGGCCGGGAGCUGUACGCCCGAGGCUUCCCCAUCUACGGAGCCGUGCUGCCCCACAAUACGCCCUCGCUGCGCUGCCUGCAAGCCAUCGGCUUCGUGCCCCAGCCCGGAACCUUCUACAUGAUCCUAGGCACCCCGAAAUAGCGCCCAGGGAUGAGGUGCCAAGCUGGGGGUGCCUGUCCUCAGGGUGGGGUUAUCUGGGCCCAGGGGGGCCCAGAUGCCCUCCCUGCAAGAGAGGGGAACACCCCAAAUCCCACACUGAGCUCCGAAUGUGGAAUGUUCUCUCUGCUCCCGGCUGAUGGCACUGACAGGAACAUCCCGUUCUCUCUGGCCCCCAGCGGGGUGUGGCACGGGUGGGGCGGGGGGCUGGAGAAAGGCUUUUAUUCGUUCAUACAAGAAUAGAUCUUCUGCAAUAAAUAACCCAAUAAAUAAACAAACAUC